This is a messenger RNA of Amborella trichopoda, 733 nucleotides long. RefSeq names its product vacuolar protein sorting-associated protein 32 homolog 1. Gene Ontology annotation, biological process: vesicle budding from membrane; late endosome to vacuole transport via multivesicular body sorting pathway. NCBI's taxonomy places the organism in Eukaryota, Viridiplantae, Streptophyta, Magnoliopsida, Amborellales, Amborellaceae. The record is from RefSeq and is a predicted model, not a curated record. Gene Ontology annotation, cellular component: ESCRT III complex; multivesicular body; cytoplasmic side of plasma membrane.
CAAUACAAAACCCAACCUUUCUUUCUCUCUCUCUCUCUCUGUAUGCCUGAUGUUUUCCAAGCUUUCUGGUUGCGGAGCUGCAUUCAUCCGAAUCGUGAUGCUUGUGAAGCUCUUCAUGAAGCCUAAGCGGCUACCAUCCACCCUUGACAAGCUCACCCAGACAAUCAGAGUCUUGGAGGAAAAGGAGUGUGCCUUACAAAACAAGAUUGCUGCAGAGGUUGAGAGGGCAAAGGAGUUCAUUAGAACAAAGAACAAAAGAGCUACAAUUCAAUGUUUGAAGAGGAAAAGGCUCUUCGAGGAGCAAGUUGAGCAACUUAGGGACUUUCAAUAUCGGAUCCAUAUUCAGAUUCUUAUGCUGGAAGGUGCAAAAGCAGCCUCAGAGACUCUUGAUGCCUUAAAGAUAGGAGCACUAUCAAUGCAAUCAAUACAAAGAGGAAUGAACAUUGAUGGUGUCAAAGAGACAAUGGAUAGGAUCAGUGAGCAGAUAGAGGACAUGAGAGAUAUUCAAGAAGCUGUAUCUGUUCCUGUUGGUCUGGCUAAGGGCUUUGAUGAUGAUGAUCUUGACAAAGAGUUAGAACAGUUAGAGCGAACUGCAAUGGAGGAAGAGCUUGUUCAACUGACAAUGGGUACCUCAGUGCUUCACGAAAAGAAAAUUUUCCUAGAGAAAGUAUCGAAUCAUGAUGAAGAGCUCUACGCUUCACAAGAAGAGAUGCCCCUCCAGUUGGCCAUGUAA